Molecule: messenger RNA, 4233 nt
Organism: Athene cunicularia (burrowing owl)
Lineage: Eukaryota; Metazoa; Chordata; Aves; Strigiformes; Strigidae
Gene: MED14
Product: mediator complex subunit 14
Exons: 31
Coding region: 58-4233 (1391 amino acids)
Biological process (GO): regulation of transcription by RNA polymerase II
Cellular component (GO): mediator complex; core mediator complex
Molecular function (GO): transcription coregulator activity
Source: RefSeq, a predicted model, not a curated record
CACCGGACCUACGCCGAGCUCACCGUGCUGGCCGACCUAUUACCAAGAAAGACUGAUAUGGAAAGAAAAAUAGAAAUAGUGCAGUUUGCAAGUCGCACUCGCCAGCUGUUUGUUCGUUUGUUAGCCUUAGUCAAAUGGGCUAAUAAUGCUGGAAAGGUGGAAAAAUGUGCGAUGAUAUCAAGUUUUUUAGAUCAGCAAGCCAUUCUGUUUGUGGACACUGCUGAUCGUCUGGCAUCGCUAGCUAGAGAUGCUUUGGUUCAUGCUCGUCUGCCGAGUUUUGCUAUCCCAUAUGCUAUUGAUGUUCUGACAACUGGAUCAUACCCACGGCUGCCUACCUGCAUUAGGGAUAAAAUAAUCCCUCCUGACCCAAUAACAAAGAGUGAGAAGCAAACCACACUUCAUCAGCUAAAUCAGAUUCUUCGACACCGACUAGUUACUACAGAUCUCCCUCCACAGCUGGCAAAUCUUACAGUUGCAAAUGGCCGUGUGAAGUUCCGAGUUGAGGGUGAGUUUGAGGCCACCUUGACAGUGAUGGGUGAUGACCCUGACAUCCCCUGGCGCCUUCUCAAACUGGAAAUUUUGGUUGAAGACAAGGAAACUGGUGAUGGUCGAGCCUUGGUUCACAGCAUGCAGAUCAACUUCAUCCAUCAGUUGGUCCAGUCGCGGCUGUUUGCUGAUGAAAAGCCACUUCAGGAUAUGUACAGCUGUCUGCACUCCUUCUGCUUAGCACUUCAGUUGGAAGUCUUGCAUUCGCAAACACUAAUGCUGAUUCGAGAGCGCUGGGGUGACCUUGUGCAAGUGGAGCGAUAUCAUGCAGGGAAAUGUCUCUCGCUCUCUGUUUGGAAUCAACAGGUGCUUGGCAGGAAAACAGGGACUGCAUCUGUUCAUAAGGUCACUAUUAAGAUUGAUGAGACUGAUGUCUCAAAACCCUUACAAAUAUCUCAUGAGCCUCCACUGCCAGCCUGUGAUUCCAAACUGAUGGAAAGAGCUAUGAAGAUUGACCAUCUAUCAAUAGAAAAACUCCUAAUAGACAGCGUCCAUGCAAGAUCUCAUCAAAAACUCCAGGAGCUGAAAGCCAUUCUUAAGAGCUACAAUGUUAAUGACAAUUCAUUCAUUGAGACGGCUCUUCCAACUCUUGUAAUUCCAAUUUUGGAACCAUGUGGUCGAUCAGAGUGCCUGCAUGUGUUUGUUGAUCUCCACUCUGGAAUGUUUCAACUGAUGCUGUAUGGUGUUGAUCAACUGACACUCGAUGACAUAGAGAAGUCUGUUAAUGAUGAUAUGAAGCGUAUCAUUCCUUGGCUUCAGCAGCUCAAGUUCUGGCUUGGACAGCAACGUUGCAAACAGUCUAUAAAGCAUCUGCCUACAGUGAGCAGUGAAACUCUUCAACUAGCUAAUUAUGCUAGCCAUCCAGUGGGAAACCUUUCCAAACACAAAUUGUUUAUCAAACUCACUCGCCUUCCACAGUACUACAUUGUUGUAGAGAUGUUUGAUGUUCCUGGUAACCCUACAGAACUAGAGUACAAGUACCAUUUUCUCUCUGUGAGCUACGCUGAAGGGGAUGACAGCCCUGCUACUGCACUUUUACUACAGCAGUUCAAACCAAACAUUGAAGAGUUGGUACUAGACACAAAAAGUGGGAAACAAAUGAAGAGUGGAGUCAAGCGCAAGUUAUCUGGUGAUCCAUGUUCCAUAGAACCUAAGAAACCAAAACGGUCGGGAGAAAUGUGUGCCUUCAAUAAAGUGCUAGCUCAUAUUGUAGCCAUGUGUGAUACAAACAUGCCAUUUAUAGGGCUUCGUAUGGAGUUAUCUAAUAUGGACAUUCCUCACCAAGGAGUACAAGUAGAAGGAGAUGGCUUCAGCCAUGCAAUACGUUUAUUAAAAAUUCCUCCCUGUAAAGGCGUAAACGAGGAAACGCAGAAGGCUCUGGACCGAUCUCUUCUUGAUUGCACUUUCCGGUUACAAGGUAGAAAUAAUCGCACGUGGGUGGCUGAGCUGGUGUUUGCAAACUGUCCACUUAAUAGCACUUCAUCCAGGGAGCAAGGACCAACCCGUCAUGUUUACCUGACAUAUGAAAACCAGCUAUCUGAACCAGUUGGAGGUCGCAAAGUUGUUGAGAUGUUCCUUAAUGACUGGAACAGUAUUGCUCGGCUGUAUGAAUGUGUCCUGGAGUUUGCACGAUCCUUACCAGACAUACCAAACCACUUAAACGUUUUUUCAGAAGUUCGUAUCUACAAUUACCGAAAACUUAUCCUUUGUUAUGGAACUACCAAGGGGAGCUCCAUCAGCAUUCAGUGGAACUCCAUACUCCAGAAGUUCCACAUUUCACUGGGAACUGUCGGCCCAAACUCAGGUUGCAGUAACUGUCACAACACAAUUCUGCACCAGCUCCAGGAGAUGUUUAAUAAAACACCAAAUGUGGUGCAGUUGUUACAGGUUUUGUUUGACACUCAGGCUCCAUUAAAUGCCAUCAACAAACUUCCAACUGUGCCCAUGCUGGGUCUGACUCAACGCACCAACACUGCCUAUCAGUGUUUCUCAAUUCUGCCACAGUCACCCACGCAUAUCAGGCUGGCUUUUAGGAAUAUGUACUGCAUCGACAUCUACUGCCGGAGUCGUGGUGUUGUAGCAAUACGUGAUGGGGCGUACAGUCUCUUUGACAACAGCAAAAUAGUUGAAGGUUUUUACCCUGCACCUGGAUUAAAGACAUUCCUGAACAUGUUUGUUGACAGCAAUCAGGAUGCACGAAGACGAUCUGUAAAUGAAGAUGAUAACCCACCUUCUCCUAUUGGAGGAGAUAUGAUGGAUUCUUUGAUAUCGCAGCUUCAACCCCAGCAGCCACCACAGCAACCACAACAACAGCCAUUUGCAAAACAGGCAGGAGCAUCGGGAGCAUAUCCUCUUACUUCACCACCCACCUCCUAUCACAACACAGUGACGCCAUCUCCAUCUAUGAUGCACACACAGUCACCAGGAAAUUUGCAUGCCGCAAGCUCACCUAGUGGAGCUUUAAGAGCACCAUCACCAGCAUCCUUUGGUCCAACUCCUUCACCUUCCUCUCUCGGAAUCACAAUGGGACAAACAGCUAACUUUGCCAGCCCACAUGGUACCAUAGACCCAAGCUCACCAUACACCAUGAUGUCACCCAGUCAGCGUGCAGGAAAUUGGCCAGGAUCUCCCCAGGUCUCUGGUCCAUCACCAGCAGCACGGAUGCCUGGAAUGUCACCAGCCAAUCCCUCCCUUCAUUCACCUGUCCCAGAUGCCUCACAUUCCCCACGAGCUGGAACAAGUUCCCAAGCAAUGCCAACUAGCAUGCCUCCACCUCGUAAACUACCUCAGCGCUCUUGGGCUGCAUCCAUACCUACAAUCCUCACCCACAGUGCCUUGAAUAUUCUGCUGUUGCCCUCUCCGACCCCUGGGCUUGUGCCAGGGCUAGCUGGCAGCUAUCUUUGCUCCCCCCUUGAGCGAUUCCUUGGAUCAGUUAUUAUGAGGAGGCAUCUUCAGAGGAUCAUACAACAAGAAACGCUACAGUUAAUAAACUCCAAUGAACCAGGUGUCAUUAUGUUUAAGACGGAGGCACUGAAGUGCAGGGUUGCUCUCAAUCCCAAAACCAACCAGACUUUGCAACUGAAAGUAACGCCUGAGAAUACAGGACAGUGGAAAUCAGAGGAGUUACAAGUUCUGGAGAAAUUCUUUGAAACGAGGGUUGCAGGACCACCCUUUAAAGCAAACACCCUAAUAGCCUUCACAAAAUUACUAGGGGCUCCAACGCAUAUCCUCAGGGACUGCGUACACAUCAUGAAACUUGAGCUGUUCCCUGAUCAGGCAAGUCAGCUGAAAUGGAAUGUGCAGUUUUGUUUAACAAUUCCUCCCAGUGCACCGCCAAUUGCUCCUCCAGGAACACCUGCUGUUGUGCUGAAAUCCAAAAUGUUGUUUUUUCUCCAGCUAACACAGAAAACAACAGUCCCACAGGAAGCUGUUAGUAUUAUUGUUCCAAUUAUUUAUGAUAUGGCUUCGGGUACAACGCAACAGGCUGACAUUCCCAGGCAACAGAACUCUUCUGUUGCUGCUCCAAUGAUGGUUAGCAAUAUUCUAAAGAGGUUUGCUGAACUGAAUUCACCACGACCAGGUGAAUGCACAAUAUUUGCAGCCGUUCGUGAUUUGAUGGUUAAUCUUACGCUGCCCCCUGGUGGGAAAAAAAAAAAAAAAAAAAAAAAAAAAAAAGCCUUCAGUUAA